Molecule: messenger RNA, 1089 nt
Organism: Micromonas pusilla CCMP1545
Lineage: Eukaryota; Viridiplantae; Chlorophyta; Mamiellophyceae; Mamiellales; Mamiellaceae
Product: glycoside hydrolase family 18 protein
Exons: 1
Coding region: 1-1089 (362 amino acids)
Biological process (GO): carbohydrate metabolic process; chitin catabolic process
Cellular component (GO): extracellular region
Molecular function (GO): chitin binding; chitinase activity
Source: RefSeq, a predicted model, not a curated record
AUGGCCUCGCGCGGCGGCGGCGCGGGAGCGACCGCGCGUCUCGCGCUUCUCCUCGUCGUCCUCCUCCUCCUCCCCGGCCGCGGCGCCCCCGACACGGCACCCUCAUCGUCGUUCGCGUCGCCGUCGCCGGGCGCGCCCGCGUCGUCGCCGUUCGCGGUCGUCGCGUACCUCCCGGAGUGGCGGUUCGCGUCCACCGACUGGGACGCGGUCUGCGUCAACGUCACGCACUUGAUCCUGUUCUCCUUGGAGGUCACGGACGACGGGUCGCUGACGUCGUUGGAUCGCUUCCCGUCCCCCGAGGCGAUGACGACGCUCCGCGCCGCCGCGGCGAAGCGCGGCGUCAAACUCCUCCUGUCCCUCGGCGGGCACGGCCGCACCAGAGGAUUCCCAAUCGUCGCGGUCGAGAAGACGAAGCGACGCAGGCUCGCGAGGACGCUCGCGAGCUUCUGCGCGACGCACGGCCUGCACGGCGUGGACUACAACUGGGAGUAUCCCGCGUCGCCGGCGGAGUGGAACGGGAUGUUUGCGCUGUUGCGGACGACGCGUAAGGUCUUCGACGGUAGCCCUCAGCGACUGACGAUCACGAUGGCGUACUACCCGGACGGACGGCAAGAGAGGGAGCUGAAGCGCGGCGGCGCGGAGGAACACGUCGAGCUGCUGCACGCGAUGAGCUACGAUCAUCCGCGAGGGUCGCAUUCGUCGACGGCGCUCGCGCGCGCCGCGAUUCGCAACGCGGAGGAAGCGGGGUUGGACGCGCGUAAAAUCACCAUCGGUCUGCCGUUCUACGGCCGCCACGUGGAGACUGGGGAGUGGAAGACGUACGCUGAGCUGGACGCCGCGCACGGCGUGAGCGCGGAGCCGUCCAAGGACGAGGCGGGGGGCUACGCGUUCAACGGCGCGGACACGAUUCGUUUGAAAACCUCCGAGGCGAAAGCCGCGGGGACGGGCGGGGUGAUGAUUUGGGAAGCGGGGCAAGACCUGCACCCGUCGCACGCGCGGAGCUUGCUCGCCGUCGUCGCCGCCGAGGCGUGGGGGGAUGAAGGGAAGAACGCGGUUGGGGAGAAGAAGAGAGCGCGCGAGGAGUUGUAG